AUGAGUCUAUCGCCCCUGCCUCAGCAAUCUCCCCUCGCGGCAUCGCCUUCUUCAAGCCCUGGAAAAAGGACGAUUCACGAAAUUGAGGAUCCUGGCCUGUCAUCAUCGGAGCAGAAGCGGCCUUUCAUUACUUGCGGCACCGAAAACCAAGAAAAUCAGGACCCUGCCCUCAUAGUUCCCUCCAAGGGGAUCACCAAACCGCAAGAGCAACCCUUCACCCUACCUCCCGUCCCGACUGUCGAAAUUACUGUGAGGAGUGAGGAUUUAGUUAUAAUGUCUGGAUCCAAAGCAACGACCCCUAGCUGUAUCUCUUCUGUGGAAGCCAAGCCCGUUCAACAGCCAUUUUCAUUCUCACCAGCGAAAUCCGAUUCAGCGUCCACGCCAGCUGCGAAGAAGCGGAAGCUGUCUCCUGCCAGCCAGGACGCGAAACAGCAAGAAAAGGAAGCUCGCGAACGCCAAAGGCUGGAAGAAAAGGCCAAAAAGGAGGAAGAGAAGCGCUUAAAGGCAGAGGAAAAGAAGAAGCGGGAUGAGGAGCGAGAAGAAGAGAAGCGGCUAAAGGAGGAAGAGAAAAAGAAGCGCGAGGCAGAGCGUGAAGAAAAGAAGAAAGCUAAAGACGAGGAAAAAGCCGCUAAAGAGGCUGCGAAGGAAGAAGAGAAAAAGCGUAAGGAGGAAGAGAAGUUGAAGAAGGAGAGGGCUCAACCCAAGUUGAACUCUUUCUUUGCGAAACCGCCAUUACCUUCCACAACUACCAAAUCUACACCUGGAAACUCUACCUCUCCUAAGAAGCCAGCACCUGCCACCUCAGAACUUCACCUCACACAUUCUCCAAAGUCAACCAAGUCCGACUACGAGAAGACCUUCCCCGAAUUUUUCCUCCAGUCACACACCAGGCUUGCACCUUGUCAUCGAUUCGAUCGCGAUCCCGAGGCGCUCAAACACGUUCGCCAAAAAUUAGAUUCUUCUUUGGAUGCCAGCCAUACGAAUUCUCACGAACACCUACCUUUCCGCCCAUCAGAAAUCUUCCAUAUCAUUCCGUUCCAUCGACGCUGUGGCCGACCUAGGCAGUCUGUGAAAGAGAUUUUGUUGAGGAUCCAGAACGUCAGUGACGACUCCUUAAUGGAUCUUGACGGUAAAGACCAGACCAAGGCUGCGGAGGAUGCCCGCGACAUCCUCCGCCAGAUCCCUAUGAAGACCCUCCGGUUCGGUGAGGACGUGCGCCCUCCAUAUCAGGGCACGUUCUCACGCUCCGUGCCUGCGGCAUCGGCGAAGAAGCUUGCACGGAACCCUUACUACCGAGGCUUGCCGGACAUUAAUUAUGAUUAUGAUUCCGAGGCCGAGUGGGAGGAGCCUGAGGAGGGUGAGGAUCUAGACUCGGAGGAAGAUGAAGAGGGCAGCGAGGAUGGCGAGGAUGACAUGGACGGGUUCCUCGAUGACGAGGACGAUGCUCUGCUCGCCGGCAAACGACGCCUCAUCGUGGGUGAUCUCGAACCUGUCUCCAGCGGUCUUCGCUGGGCUGCGGAUGGCGUGGAUCCCGAGAUGAAGGCAUACCAAGUCGAGACCAUCUCCGAUGUCGUCAAGUUCCCCAUCGAUCCGUUUUCAACGGCCUACUGGGAGAAGCCAAAGCCUGUGGAGCCAGCGCCCCCUCAGCCACGCAUCGCGCCUGCUGGCAACAGCACUCUGGAUGUUUUCCGGGUUUCUACUACACCGGGCGCGCCCGCAGUCGGCAGUGCUCGACCACCCGCAACGACCAAGGCCAAGCGACAGUUCCCACCGGACCAACUCGAUGAGUUCAAACAGGCAGUCGAGGCUAGUGAUCUGAAUAAGAUCGGGACCGUCGAGAUUCUAAAGAAAAGGUUCCCGAAGGUCACCAAGGAAACCAUCAAGGCUACCCUGGACCAGUACGCUGUACGUGUGGGCCAGAAAGAGACGGAUAAGAAAUGGGUCUGGCGCUAA
Penicillium cataractarum is the source of this 1953-nucleotide messenger RNA. RefSeq names its product putative chromatin assembly factor 1 subunit A. Gene Ontology annotation, biological process: nucleosome assembly. Lineage: Eukaryota; Fungi; Ascomycota; Eurotiomycetes; Eurotiales; Aspergillaceae. Bases 1 to 1953 code for a protein of 650 amino acids. Gene Ontology annotation, cellular component: nucleus; CAF-1 complex. The record is from RefSeq and is a predicted model, not a curated record. The transcript is spliced from 3 exons.